AUGUAUGUACCCGUCAUCAGAUAGAGAUCCACAUCAGAUAGGCUACAAGCCCUCCUCACUCGCAUGCAUGCGCAUCCCCGCCGUCCCUGCUUACAUACAUACAUACUCCUACUCCUUCCUAUUCCAGAGUGCAGAGAAACAGAUGAGCAAGAUCGGACGAACCAGAUUGAAGGAUCAAACAAGCAGCCUUCAGUACAGUGUCAGCCGUUAACCGAGACGAGGGAAAGGUCAGAACAGGAAGGGGUACUAGUACUACAUAUAGUGGGAACAGAGAGGCCCAGGUGCUUGCUGGUCAUCACCAUUCAUCAUCACUCAGAGUCCAGGUGCCAAGCACGGACACCUCGGCGGGGAUGGGCACGGAGCCGAGCGUCGCGCUGUACCGGCGGUGGAUCGCCGGCCAGGAGGCGGGCCUCGCCGAGCUGGAGGCCGCGUCGGCCAAUGCAGCCGCGGGCAGGGCCACCGACGCCGAGCUGCGCGCCGUGGUGGCGCGGUGCCUGCUCGGGUACCAGGACUACGCCGCCGCCCGGCGCGCGCUGUCGCCGGGCGACGGCACCGCCUUCGUCGCCCCGCCCUGGUGCACCGCCUUCGAGAGGUCCGUGCUCUGGCUCGGGGGGUGCCGCCCCGCGCUCGCCAUCCGCCUGCUCUACAACCUCUCCGGGGAGGGCCUGGGCGCGCAGGUCGAGGAGUUCGUCAACGGCCGCGGGCCCCUUCCCAGGGGCAGGAUGGGGAUCACGCCCGGGCAGCUGGUGCUCGUCAACGACCUCCACCGCCGGACGCUGCACCAGGAGCACGCCCUCUCGGGCCGCCUCGCCACCCUGCACGAGGACGUCGCGGACAGCCCGCUCUUCCCCAUCGUGCGCCAGCGCGCCGCGGCUACGGCGGCGGCGGCGCAGCUGGCGCCCGGCUGCGACGGCGCGUUCGGGAGGCUCGGGGUGGCCGGGCCGGGGGGCGUGGACGCCGAGGUGGACGCGGCGCUGAGCAGCUACAGGGCCGGGCUGGCGCAGCUGGUGGCGGAGGCCGACGCGCUGCGGAUGGAGACGGUGCGGGCGAUGGCCACGGAGAUCCUGACGCCGCGGCAGGCGGUGGAGAUGCUGGCGGCGGCCAAGCAGCUGCACCUCUCCGUCCGCGACGGGACCCGCCGCACGGAAGGCGCCGCCGCCCAGCAGGCGCGCGCCGUGAUGGCCAACAGCGCCGCCGCCGCCGCCCGCCGGACCCCAUGACAGGCUCGCCCUUCCUCCUCACACUUGCCUGCUGCCCUUCUUGCAGCAUCCUCCCGUCCCCGUGUCUAUACCCCUGAAACAACCACCUCUAGUACCGCCAUCUUCGUUCUUUUAUAGAUCGAUCGCCCUAGCUAGUACAUAUUACUAUCCUCCAUUGAUCUGUACAAAGCUCUUGCAUGCAUGUGUUGUGACAGAACCGCCAAAUUAAAACUCAAAUUAAGCUAAAUGGCCAUCAUUUGAA
Molecule: messenger RNA, 1461 nt
Organism: Panicum virgatum (switchgrass)
Lineage: Eukaryota; Viridiplantae; Streptophyta; Magnoliopsida; Poales; Poaceae
Product: protein DOG1-like 2
Exons: 1
Coding region: 351-1220 (289 amino acids)
Biological process (GO): DNA-templated transcription
Molecular function (GO): sequence-specific DNA binding
Source: RefSeq, a predicted model, not a curated record